Molecule: messenger RNA, 2488 nt
Organism: Arachis ipaensis
Lineage: Eukaryota; Viridiplantae; Streptophyta; Magnoliopsida; Fabales; Fabaceae
Source: RefSeq, a predicted model, not a curated record
UUGUGGUAGCAGCUGAGGUAAUCAGUGGAUAUGUUAUCCUUUGCCUUCCCUUCUUAUAUGUUUUAAUGUUUGCAUUGUACGACCAUAUGCUCUGGUACCAAGGUUUUCUAUUUAUGAUCCUUGAUAUAGUAAUAUACUAACUAACUAAAUGUCAAGUUUCACCUUUCAGUGAUUUGUGGAUCACUCAUGUGGACAACCCAAUGGUGCAAGAGCUCCAUCUCCUGCUAAUAAUCCACUACUAGGAUCCUUGCCAAAGGCUGGAGGGUUUCCUCCUCUUGGUGCACAUGGGCCUUUUCAACCUACUCCAGCACCUGUGCCAACACCCCUGGCUGGUUGGAUGUCAAAUCCUACCAUUGUAGCACAUGCUGUAGUUUCUGGAGGAGCCACUAUAGGUCUUGGUACUGCUAUAGGUCUUGGUGCACCAUCAAUCCCUGCUGCUUUGAAGGACCCUAGGACCCCUCCAACUAAUCCUUCUGUUGACUACCCAUCUGGAGAUUCAAAUCAUGUCUCUAAGAGAACAAGACCAAUGGGAAUGUCGGAUGAGGUAAAUCUUCCUGUCAAUGUGUUGUCAGCCACGUUCCCAGGUCAUGGUCAUGGCCAGGCUUUUAAUGCACCAUAUGACUUGCCAAAGACUAUUAUGCGGACUCUUAACCAAGAUUCAUCUCCUAUGAGCAUGGACUUCUAUCCAGUUCAACAGACUAUACUUCUUGUUGGUACAAAUGUUGGGGACAUUGCUUUGUGGGAAGUGGGUUCUAGGGAGUGGUUGGUCUUGAGGAAUUUCAAAGUUUGGGAUCUUAGUGCCUGUUCAAUGCCAUUUCAGGCUGCUCUUAUCAAAGAUCCAGGUGUUUCUGUCAACCGUGUGAUUUGGAGUCCAGAUGGUGCUUUAUUCGGAGUUGCUUACUCAAAGCACAUUGUUCAAAUAUACUCUUAUCAUGGUGGCGGUGAAGUACGACAGCACCUGGAGAUAUUAACAUACGGCUACGCUUUAUAAGUGAUUUCUAUAAUACCUAAGGCUACACUUUUUAAAUGAUGUCAGAAUUGUGUUUCCUUUUCUCUAAAAAAUAGGCAACACUGAAAAAAGCGUAGCCUAUUCUAUGAAUAGGCUACGCUUUUCAAAUGUAGCUUAAAAAAAGUGUGGCUGAAUGGGUGUUUUUCUUGUAGUGAUGUUCCAAAUUUACACGUGACCAAAAGGGACCUUCAUGAUUGCAAUUUGGAAUACAAUAACAGCUGAUAUUAUUUUUGCAUGAUCAAAGCAUUCAUAGGCAACAAGCACAAAUAAUGUCAAAGCUGAGUGAUUGAAACUCCAAAAACCUCACAAAACAAAUCUAGAAUAUGAAAAAAAUUAACACAAGAAGGGAACUGAAUUGGCUUGGUAAACAGUUUGUGCCGAAAGAGAAUGUAACAAACAGGAAAAUCCAAAUAUUCUAAAAUCCAAGCAGCAACCAAAUGAAAUGAAGAUCAAGAAUCAUAAUCAACAUUAUUUAUUUCAACAGCUACAAGUAGAAGUAAUCUAUCUAGCAGCAAGCCAAUUCCUUCUCAAACAAAAUACUACUAUAUUAUUUUUGGCAUGAUCAGAGAAUUCGUAGUGAACAAGGACAAAUAAUGUCAAUUUUGAGUUAUCGAGACUCCAAAGACCUCACAAAACAAAUCUAUGAUAUGAAAGAAAGUACUCAUGACUCAAUCAUAACCAAAAGUAGCUUUGUUGCAAUUAAAAAGUGUAAGUUUGAUCAGUCUGCACGGUGAGGUCCUGCAGACCCAAAUCAUGGUAUAGACCAUGCACAAAUUCACAAACAUUGAAUAAAUUGAUGCAGUUAAUUUCUGUUUUGCAUCACUGGAUUCUAUUCAGGCACAGCGAUAUUUUACUAUAUUUAUAACUAUAUACAAAAAUAAGUGAAAUCAUAGGAUCAAUCCACUUUAUAGGAUCAGCUUUAUUGUGCAAAGAAACAGGAACGAGAGUUAGAUAUGUUGUCCCGUUAAGGUAUUUCAUGAAACUGUUUGUAAGGAGCAGAAGCGUAAACAAGGUGAACUAUGAUGCUAUCACAAUCCCGCCAUACCAUAUGCAACCACACAGAAUUGCCCUACAUAGCAUGGCAGUCAAUAAUACAAAGGGUCCGAAUAAUUAAAGAUUUUGCAAAGACAUAUACUACCUGACAUGGAAUAUCAAUAAAAAUUGUAUCUAUAUAGUCGUUGAAUUGUAACUAUGAAUAAUAAUGAUAUCUUUGCCAACUUUCAUCAACAUUAUUAUAUGUUUUUAAUUAAUACGUUUGCUGACAGAUAAUUUAACAAUUAAAAAUAAGGUGUGAACAAUUUAAUUUUAUAACAAACUAACUAUAUAACAAAGUGCAAUCAGUAGCUUCGAACCCCUUUAUUUCUCUAUUCUUCAACAUGUAACCUCUGUCUUCUUUCUCCCUCUUUCCCAUUUUUUUUAAUUUUUGUUCUGUUUCUCUUAUUUUCUUAUUUGUCUCACUAAAAAAAACCAAGAACAACA